This is a messenger RNA of Homalodisca vitripennis (glassy-winged sharpshooter), 645 nucleotides long. Its product is annotated as U-scoloptoxin(16)-Er9a-like. Lineage: Eukaryota; Metazoa; Arthropoda; Insecta; Hemiptera; Cicadellidae. The record is from RefSeq and is a predicted model, not a curated record. The transcript is spliced from 3 exons. Bases 56 to 376 code for a protein of 106 amino acids.
GUACGUGUUGUUUUUUCCACUAGCAUCACAGUCGCCUUCAGCUCCGCUUCCCGUCAUGAGCUUCUUUGUUUGUGUCUUGCUGGCCUUGCUCACCAGUUGGAGAGUCUUUGGGUUCGAGGAUUUCGCACACACUGUGGUUUAUGAUGAGAAUGGAUGUUUGGUAAAUGGAAAGUUGCACAAAGUGGGAGAACAAUGGUCAAAUGUCGGCCAAUGUUAUUUGUACACUUGCAAUGGACGACGAGGAAUCAGUGCAGUUGCAUGUCCUCUAAUAUUUGUGCCAGAUAACUCCGGAUGCACGCUGAUGGAAGAGGACCUAACAAAACCUUACCCAGACUGUUGCCCUACCUACUCAUGCAUGCAAGAGAAUAAUGUAUAGCCAGUAAAGUACUGAAUGUACAAAGUUUUUUUUAUUCUUAAAUGCAUAAAUUUUAAUUGAUAAAUAAUAAUAGUGACAUUAUUACGAAAUUAAUCCUACUUUACAUAAAGUAUUAAUUGCUAAAGCUAUUUCCAGCUGCUAGACCAGACUGGGUUCUACGAUUUAAAGGAAUUGUAGGGUGAUGUGUUUGAAAGUUUGUAACACAAUUAUGACUGUUUAUUGUGUUAUAUUUUAAUAUUACAAAUUACAUAUAAACAUGUUUUAAUGUA